AACUUUGGAGUUGUCGUUGUCGUUGUCGUUGUUCGUGCACACAGCGGUCAGAGACACGAGAAAGACGUUAAAAUACAUACAGUGGGAGACAACGACGUGACAGUGUAACUGGCUAUAUAAAAUUAUAUAUAUGUUUUUUAAAUAAGGAUAGAUGCUUAUGUGAUAUAACGUGCUCAAGUGAGAUAAACGCGUGUGUGUGUGUAUUGAGGCAAGCUGUAAAAAAGCUGAAAAAAAAGAGAAAGAUAAUCAACGCGAGAGAGAGAAAGAGAGAGGGGAAUUGAGAAAGACUCGCUUGGCACGGCAUGAAAAUGUUCAGGCAUGUCUCGAAGCCCGGCAUGCUCGUUGCUGGCGAGUCGUACGUUUAAUAUUACACUCACUAUAUUUUAAAUUAAAACAAUAUAUAUUAUUAUUACAUUAUUACCAUUGUUAUUAAAUAUAAAUUUCAAUUAAAUAAAUUAUAUAUUUAUUAUUAAAUUUUUAUUAACAAAUCAUUGUGAAAUAUAAAAAUCAAAUUUGAAUUUCGGAAAUUCUUUUUUACAUCAAUUUUUUAUAUAAAAAAAUAAAACACAAAAUUUAAUUUUCUUAAAGAAUUUUUUUAUUUGUCUUUUUAACAAAAAUUAUACAAAAAUAUAUACAGGGAUAAAAUUAUUUCGCUUUUUUAUUUAUCCGAGACAUGUCGAUUUGUAUUUUCGUGACUUGACAGUGAAUUACCGUGUUUAUUAUUAUUAUUAUUAUUAUUAUUUAAAAGUGUAUUUUGUGUUGGUGAUUUUUUUUUUAAAUUUUAAAAAAUUUUUUUUAUUAUUACUUGACUUGAAAGACACUUUGAAGAAGAUUCAAGCAUUGUGAGUAAGUGACAGUGCGUGUUUUGUUAUUUAUUUUUUAAAAUAAAUUUUUGAGUAUAGUAUACUUGACUCCAUAUAGUUGAGGUGUUUCAAAUUGAUAAUUCAAUAUACAGCCAGACAUGGGAAUAUAAAAAAAAUAUAUUUUUUAAAACAAAAGUUGAAUUGUUUUAUUUAAAGUAUAUCCAGCUGUGCAAGUCAAGCUUCGAUCGGAUUAUAAUCGAAAUAUUCAAAGUCAAUGACAAGCUGUCUUGUGUCAUAUGCAAAUAACACAAACGUGUUGGUGUUUUUACAAAAAAUAAAAAAAAACAUUAAACAUAUAUUCUCAAAACUGAGGUUAAAUAAUUCAAAAAUUCCACUAUUAAAUACAUCACUGGAAGCGUAAUUAAUUUAGAGAAAAAAAAAUUAAAUAUAUUUUUUAGAAAAAAAAAAAAAAAAAUUCUUGAAAAAGAUAUUCUUUAGGAAGGAAUGAAAACAGGUUUUUUUGGUGAUGUGAGUGCGUUUUAAAUUUACCGGGAAGUGGCUUGGUUUUUUUUUUGGUUUUCUCUAUUUUUUUUUUUUUUUUGUUUUGUUGAAUUGUUACUUGUUUCGUUGAAAUCAAGUGUAAAAGAGUAAUAUAAAUAAAAAAAAAGAAAAUUGAAUGAAAAUAAAUUGCAAAAAGGGAAUUUCAAGUGCAAGAGAAGAGAAUAAUCCAAGAAAGUGUGUCUUUAGAGAGGAAUAUUUUAUUCAUUGGUGAUCGUGUUUCGCAAAUAAUAUACUUGAAAACAUAUACAAAGUUAACAUAUACACAUAUUUGUGAAUACAUGUACCCUGGUUCCCGGCAAUGUUAACGGUGGAAUUUCGCUCAAGAGGAAUCUGAAGGCGGGGACUCUGACGUCACUCCGCUGCUCAUGAUAAUGAGAGCGCUGUAAAAUAUGCCAAAGAGACGAAAUGGGGAAAUACCACUUCCGGACGGGUGGGAUGUCGCCGAGGACUUUGACGGAAAGGAGUAUUUCAUUGAUCACAAUACUAAAAAAACCACAUGGAUUGAUCCACGAGACAGAUUCACGAAGCCUCAGACGUUCGCGGAUUGCAUUGGAAAUGAGCUGCCAUUGGGCUGGGAGGAGGCAUAUGACAAACACGUGGGCGCUUACUACAUCAAUCAUGUUAACCAAUCAACCCAGCUUGAGGAUCCCCGUCAAGAAUGGCGAGCCAUCCAGGAGGCAAUGCUCAGAGAAUACCUUGAGACCGCACAAGAUGUCCUCGAGGCAAAGAAAGAAAUUUAUGACGUGAAACAGCAGAGACUGUAUCUUGCCCAAGAUGAAUAUGAUCAUCUUAACAAUGCCCUUACAACACUGGGAGCCUCGAGAACAAGUUUAUGCUCGAGCUCGAGUUCACUCAGUACAAAGUACGACCCGGAUCUUCUCAAGUCUGAUGUUGCGAUGGCAAGAAGUCGAGUAUCAAGACUCAAGAUGGAAUUGGAGCAGAUACGUGCCGAGAUGAAUUGCACUCAACGUGGUGUCGAUACAUUAGCAAAUGUGGAAUUGAAAUUGAGUGCUCGUGAUGGUGGCUGUUAUAAUAUAACUGAAGCACAAGCAAUAAUGACAGAACUAAGAAAUAUACAAAAAUCAUUAAUGUCUGGUGAAAAAGAAAAAGCUGAAAUAAUGCAAUCAGUUGUACAAUUAAAAGAUGAUUUAACAAGAAUUCAAAAUUAUGAAGGUAGUCCAGAUGCAAGUACAUUAAGUUUACCAAAUGAAAAAUUAAGUACAGCAUCACAAACUGAUUUACUUGAAGAAAUUGUACCAAUUGGUACAAGAUUAGCUGAAAUGGCUAGAAUGAGAUUACAAUAUGAUGAAGCACGUAAAAGAAUACAAAUUGUACAACAAAGACUUGCUGAUAUUGAAGAAAAAGUUAUACCAGGUGAAUCAGAAAGUGAUAAAGAUAAAUUAUUAUUAUUUCAAGAAAAAGAACAAUUAUUAAAAGAAUUACGUAGUAUAACACCAUCAACAAGAACUGAACAAGAAAUGAAUAAAAUACAAACUGAAAUAAAUAGACUUGAACAAGAUUUAACAAAUGCAUUACAGCUAUCAAAUAAAACAAUAACAGUUAGAGUACGUUUACAUGAAGAAAAACGUGCAUUAACACAACAAUUAAGUGAUGCAUUUAGAUCAAUGACAAUGUUAGAAAGUCAAUUAAAAAGUUUAAGUGCAAGUACAUUAUCUGUUAGUAGUAGUUCAAGUUUAGGAAGUUUAAGUACAACAAGUAGUAAAGGAAGUUUAAGUUCUGGUUUAAGUUUUACUGAUAUUUAUGGUGGACCACAGUGUUUAGGUUUAGUACAACAAGAACGUACAGUUGAUAUGGUUGAUCUUCAUAGAAGAGUUGAAAAAUUACUUCGUCAUUCAGAUAAUCAUCUUGGUAUAUUGAGUACUCCAUCACCAGGUAGAUCACAACCAAGUUUAUCACCAAGAUCAAGUUUAUCAAGUGUUAGUCCACCUAUAUCACCACUUUAUGAAAAUGCACCAAUGGCACCACCUCCAGCUUAUGAACAUGUUGAACAACAAAGACGUCAGCAGCAACAACAGCAGCAGCAACAACAACAACAACAUCAAUCUCAACAGCUACAUCAACAUCAACAACAACCAUCUCCACUACAACAACAACAACAAAGAUUACUUGGUCCAGCAACAUCACACCAUUUAGAACGAAAUCAUCUUGAGGAUAGACUUGCUGAACUUCGUUUAAAUCAACAAACAAUACAAGAACAAAUAACAGCAAGUAAUGAACAUCUUAAACAUAGUCAACAACCACCAUUAGAAAUGCAAUCUGGUAAUAUGUCACAAGGUAGUGGUCUUGGCAGGCCAGCACUACCAUUGCCACAAGAACCACCACUAUCACCAAUAAGUGAAACACCACCAAUUAUUGGUAGUAGAUCAAGAGCAAGUAGUUCUGGAACAAAUACAAGAUCUGUAUCAGCAGCUGUUUCUGAUGAAAGUGUUGCUGGUGAUUCAGGUGUUUUUGAAGCUUCAAAUAGACGUAAAUUAUCUGGUUUAAAAAAUAUUGAUCCACUUGCUUUUGGUGAAAUUAAUUUAGAAACAGCACAAGUGCAAAUUAAAUUAAGAUAUUCAGUGACUGAUGGUCUUUUACAUACUGGCAUUGAAAGAGCAAGAAAUUUAGCUGCACUUUUUAUACCUGCAAAUACACGAGUAUAUAUCAAAGCAGCAUUAUUACCAAUGCAACCACCAAUAAAUCACAUGUGCUGUACAAAAGCUGUAACUGAUUUAGACAAACCAGUAUUUGGCGAGACAUUUCCAAUUGCUGUUCCACUUAAUAAACUCUAUACAAAAACAUUGCAGGUCAAUGUUUGGUGUUCAAAUGGAGAAUCUGAGGAGUGCUUGGGUUCAGCCCAAGUCUCACUUGCAGAUUUUAGUCCAGAGUCUCCAAGUAUUAAAUGGUAUAAUUUAUUAUCAUUCCACUUUAUGCAACCAUCAACAACUGAUAAUGCAAGUGGAAGUACAAGUUCUAUCUCUUCCAAACAAACAAGACAUGAUAAGCAAGAAUCAGAUAUAUCUGUUUAUCGUCAAUCACAAAACACCAAAGAGGAAAGUAGUGAUGAAAGUACAAUAAUUAGUUCUCAAACAUCAACAUUAACUAGAAAUCAAGGAUGUGAUGAAUUACAAACAGCUGUAUCAUUGAGACUUGAAGAACUUGCAAAUUGUCUUGGUAGUCCAGAGGAAGAAGAUGAAGAGCAUGAUAGUGAUAGUGGAAGUGAUGACAGUGAUGAAGAAGGUAUUCUUGUUGAAUUUAUGGUUGAAGAAAAUGUACUUGAAGAUGUACUUGAGCAUGAAGAGGAAGAAGAAGAAAUUGAAACAAAUGAAAAACCUAAUAAAACAGAAGAUAAAGAAACAAAUACUGAAUGUACAUUUAUACCUGAACAAGGAAAACAUAGAAAAUUAUCAGCAGCUGGUGUUAUGCCUGGUGGUGUUUAUGAUGAUAAAAAUUCAAUAGUCAUUAAAAGAAGUCAAACAUUUUCACCAAGUGCAGCUGUUAAUAGAAAUCAUUAUAUAUGUAGAUUAAAUCGUAGUGAUAGUGACAGUAGUAUGCCACUUUAUCGUCGUGGUGGUCCAUUUCAAAGAAAUUCAAUUGAAAGACGUUCAUUACGUUGGCGAAGACCAUCAUCAGCAUUAAGCUGUAAAACAGUAUCAAAAAAAUCAUCAACUCAUUUACCACAAACAGCUAGAACAUCACUUGAUUUAGAACUUGAUCUUCAAGCUCAACAUGCUAGAUUAAGUAAUCUUCAAGAAGAAUUAAAUAGAUUACGUAAUUUAAAAUUACGAUUAGAACAAGCACGUGAAAAUGGUGAUACAGAAAUUACAAAUUGGCUACUUGAAGAUAAUAAAUUUCAAUCACUUAUUGCACAAGCUGAAAGUGAAAAAAAUGGUAAAAGUGCUGAAGAUAAAAGAGUUGAAAAAAUGCUCAAAAAAACAUCAAAAGAAAUUUAUAAACUUCGUAAAACAAAAGCUGGAAAAGGAAAACCUGAUAUUAUUUCAUUCAAAGAAAAAAUGGCUUUCUUUACACGUGUUAAUAUGAAAGUACCAAUUUUACCAAUUGAUGAAAAUAAUUCAGAACAAUUGACAUGUCAUCAUAGACGUCAUUCAUCUGAACCAAGUACUUCUGGUCAUAAUUAUCAUCGUCAACACACUGUCAAAGAUAAUUCAAAUAAUACUGAAUUAAUUAAUUUACGUAAUGAAAAUAGUAUAAUUCAUAAAUUAAAUCGUACAAAUACAACUGGUAUAACAACAAUUAUAAAUAAUACAACAAGUAAUACAGAUGUUAGUAAAACAAUACGUGAAGUUGAAGAAACAAUUGAUGAUGAUACAAAUAAUGGUGAGCCUAAAAGAUACGAGUAUGUUGUCGAUCGAGUACUUGGUGUUGAAGUUUAGAAAUUUAUUAAAUUAAUAAUAAUAAUACUGAUAAUAAUAAUAAUGAUAAAAUACAUUUGUAAAUAUAUACCAUAAAUUAUUUAAUUCCAACAAACAAUGUCAUUCAUAAAAUUAUUUAAUUAUUUUUUAUUAUUAUUAUUAUUAUUACUAUUACUAUUUUUUAUUAUUAUUCUUUUUAUUAUUAAUAAUAUUAUUAUUGCUAUUAUUAUUAUUACUAUUAUUAACGAUUAUAUUAUUGAUACCAGUCUUUUUUUUUUUUAUUGCAUUCAGUUUUUCCGUUCUCGUAUCAUUUUUUUUUUUUUAAAUUAAAUUUUUCUGCUGUGAAAAUUAGUACUGCCUUGGGAUGCACUACCCACCGAGCAGCUGGUCUGCAAUUUUUUUAUAAAUAAUAUGAUGAAUUUACA
Messenger RNA from Aphidius gifuensis, 6162 nucleotides. It is a transcript of the gene kibra, whose product is annotated as protein kibra. The transcript has 11 exons. Gene Ontology annotation, cellular component: cytoplasm. Gene Ontology annotation, molecular function: kinase binding; molecular adaptor activity. Bases 1754 to 5758 code for a protein of 1334 amino acids. Gene Ontology annotation, biological process: regulation of hippo signaling; regulation of DNA-templated transcription; negative regulation of organ growth. Lineage: Eukaryota; Metazoa; Arthropoda; Insecta; Hymenoptera; Braconidae. The record is from RefSeq and is a predicted model, not a curated record.